Porites lobata is the source of this 10095-nucleotide messenger RNA. The record is from the annotation of a GenBank genome assembly. Lineage: Eukaryota; Metazoa; Cnidaria; Anthozoa; Scleractinia; Poritidae.
GGCAGCAGGUUCGGCAAGGUGGUGACUUUCUGUGCAAUUUUUGUCUAUUUUAUCUCGAUUCCGAGGAGUAAUAUCGUUUCAAUCCGUAAUCUAUAAGUUUUAGGUCUGAAGUGAUGUUUGAGAGUUACAUUUUGUGAGUUGUGUUCGUGCAGCUAAUCGCGUGCCGCGUCGGUUUGCGUCACGCGCAGAAAAUGCCACGCGCUGCUUUCGAUUUUGCUUUGCGUAUGCAAGCAAAUGUCAAUUUCGUGUCUUGCGUUAGUUAACGAUUUUCUCUGAAGAUCCAUCAGUUAGUCAAUGCAUUAGCCGAAGCAGUCAAGUAUUGAGAAUCGAAACCUGUGCGAUCUAAACAUCGAAAGCUUUCCUUGACAUAAUAAUGGCAAAUGAAACACCACCUGGUCAAACUUUUUCCUCGAAUGAGGCAGCGUUACCAGUCGAAGAAAGGGCGCCCUUAAAGAGGAAGUCCGACGAAAUCUUGGGCAAUGAUCAAAAGAGACGGCAGCGCAGCGAGGAGUCGUCGAUUGUGGAACAAGAUCGGAGAGUUAUUAUUAGUGAGUUGUUUGAUACUUUUGGACUGUAUAUAGCUGUAUGUGAACCAAAACAGUAAUAGCAUUGAAGGCUGGUUUGUAGAUGUUGAAGUUCAAAUUUAUCCUUUGUCCGCAUUUAAUUUUCCUAUCCUUCAUCUCAAUCUCACUAUUAUUGGGAGGAUUGGUAAAAGAACCAAGUAUUUUUCUCUGAUAAUCUUUUCUCUUGUUUAUGUAUAGAUAUUGUCAGGAGAAAAUUCAUGUUGAUCACUCUUGAGUCAAGAGCUUCCUUAAAAUCUGAUAUCUUGUUUCCCUCUGUGUGAUAUUCUGAUUAAGUUUCCUUUUUCAUUGGACAAUUUAGAGACUUUUCCUCUUAUGUUAACUGUUAUCUUCUUAGUGAAAGGUAGUCUCCCAAAGCUGGCUCUACCAGAUGGCUGGAUAGCACUGAACCAUCGCAGUGGUGGAAUUGUCUACCUUCAUAAACCAACACGAGUGUGUACUUGGUCCCGCCCCUAUCACAUUGGUGGAGGAAGUGUCAGGGUAUUGUGAUUCAUUAUUAUUAAUUUUAUUACAUCAUUAUUAUUAUCUUUAUCUUUAUCUUUAUCAUCAUCAUCAUCAUCAUCAUUAUUAUCAUUGUCGUUUUCAUUAUCAUUAUCACCAUUAUAAUGUUAAUAAUGUUAUUAUGAUCAACUUUAUUUCCAGUUUUUAAUCCAGGCUUCAAGUUGUAUUUUCUUACAUUCUAGAAACCUUUGAUAUAAUUAUUGAAAGGAAACCUUAUUUAAAUUACUUAAAAUUUUGUUGUUGUUUUAAAAUGAAUUUCAUGAUUUGAAAUAUACAGGUAAUCUAAUUUAAAAAAUGUCAUUUAACAUUAUUCUAGUUAUUAUUUAAACAAGCUUUAAGGACAGAAAAACAUCAUGACAAAUUAUGAUAAGUUUUCCUUUUUGUGAAAUAUGUGAUGUAUUUUGCUUGAAAAGUAAUUAUUAUAUUCUUGACCAUUUCACGGGUUUUUAGUAAGCUGGUUUCUUAGCAAACCAUGCACAGCAUUUGAUUGCUUUCUUAAACCAUUGAAAUAUGCAUUCAUAAUUUAUUUCUUUAAGUAACCUUAUUACUGUAUAACCAGUUUUUCCACAUUAUAGUCCUUAAAGACAGCUUAAUAUAAUUUCACUGUACAGCUCAAUGGCUGCUCCAUAGUCAUAAUGAAUCUGUUGAAAAGUGAUCUUGGGAAUCUGUUUUGAUCUAAUAAUAUUGAGGCUUAAUUAUUUCAUGUACCAAUGAUAAAAAUAAAAUUAGUGAUGAUAUUAAACAUAAAAUUAAAUCUGUAUAUAUCUUAAUGAUCACCCACCUUUCACUUUUCUGCAUCUUGCGCUUGCCUUAAAACUGUCCCCGGUUGGCCUUUAAUGCCCACAGGAGGCAAUUUUUGUCACAUGCAAGGAGCUAAUAUAAAGUGAAGUGGGAUGAGUGAGUUAUGUUAGUGCAGUAAGACAGCUGAAGAUAGUUCUGAGACAGGACAGUAUAAUUUAUCAUUGCUUCAGCCAAAAGCACUCAUGGUUUGCCUGGGCCUUGAAAAGUCCUUGAAAAAGCAGCACGUCCUUGAAAAGUCCUUGAAAAUCGAAAAAUUGUGGGAUAUCCGUGGAAAGCCCUUGAAUUUUUCUCAAAAGUCUUCGAAUAUUUUUGAAAGCUCCUUGAAUAAAAAUAGCCUUUGUUUAAAAAAAGUGUUUUGUGCAAAGAAAAGAUUAAAUGCACAGCAGUAUGCAAAUUUUCUUGGUGAUCAGGUCAGUGUUAGAUCUACUGUACCAGGGAGCCCAGCUUCCUGGGAAGCAGAUUAGAGCCAAUCCAGGAUUAAACUUUUGGUGUGAUUGUAUUAAAUCUUCCAAUAGAUUGUCUUAAAAAUAAUUAAUUUUGUGUCGUCAUGUCUGGAUCUUAUAUUACGCUCCAGUUACAUGUCCCACGUAGUCAAGAAAACAGGGCUUAAAAUUUGGCUUAACGCUGGGUUAAACUGUCUUUUGAGGAAAAAGGCCCGGUGUCCAGUUAAGAAGAGGUUAUGGUGUAAAGUUAGUUUUGUUUGGACCUGUAAAUUAAGUAUUCUCAUCCUGUGCUUAUUUAUUAAAUACUCUGCAAUGUAGGUGUUCUUCUAGACAUUUCCUCUUGGGUACCUUGUGAAUUCCAGGUACAAUAAUAACCUUUGGGUGCAAUUUCAUAGUGAGGUUGUGGCAGGGGGGUUGUGUAAGCCUCCUUCACAGAUUGUUAGUGGGACUUCUUCAAGCAAAGCAAAGCAAAGCCUUAAGAAUAUGAUAAUGCAUAACACACUAGGAGAGUUGAUGUCUGUCGUGUUAUGACUUGUACAAUACAUGUACUCUUUGCUUGUUCCACCAACAUUGUCUGUAGGUAUAGUUGCUAUUCAGGGGUCAUUAGUAGCCCUAUUUUAGCCGGCUACUGCAUUAUAACAACCCUGCCACUUUUAAAUUUGAAAGUGAGUCAAGCAAAACAAAUAUAGGAGGAUUUGUGUGAUAAAUGACCAGCUACUUAAAACCUUAAUGACAGCCCUCAUGAUAAUUAGAUAAAUAACUAAGUACCAUCAACAUUUCAGAAACAUGAUGUGCCGUUAGCUUCCAUUCCAUGCUUUCACCAAAAAAAAGGAAUGGCUUUAGAGGAAGCAGAAGCCAAAGGUGGAAAUGAAGAGAAGGACAGCUUUCUGUCAAAGCAAGGAGCCUCAAUUUUGAAUGCACUAAAUAUGAGCGAGAUGAAUAGUGAUGAUGGGACACCAAAGGAGGAUGCUGAUAUUGAGAAAGCACACCAUGUUGAGGGGCAGGAAAGAAAUGGACUGGAUGUGAUCAUGAGCCUUGCCAAUUCAGAUGGUGUGACAGAAAGUAUUGAGGCGACCAGUGUGGAGAUGGAUGAUGUGACACAAAAGGAUGGCGUGACAAAGAAAAGUGAUUUGGAAACACAACACUCACAAGUUGUAGAGGAUUGUAGCUCUUCUAAACAGCAGGAAGGUUUGGGAAAUGAGACAUCUAUGAAACCGGAAAAACUUAUUGAAGAGAGCAAUGGACCUCCUUUGGAUCUAGUAGAUGCUAAAGAGCUGGGAUCAUAUCUUUCAAGUUUAUGGGAAUUUCAACCUCUCACUUCGGACCAAGAAAAGAAUGCUGUCAACUUCCAGCCACAAGUUUCUGAUGACCUUGAACUGCCAGCUUCUUUAGAAUGUCAACCAUACGCACUGAAAGGUCCAGACAAUUCCAAGCAAUCAGGCAAAGACCUAUUACUAAAUCCUGGAGGCAAAACUCCAGUAGCACUUUUACAUGAAUACUGUCAACGAACUUUCAAAACUAAACCAGUUUAUCUAUCCAGUGAAUGCGAGAGCGCACAAACACCAUUUAUGGCUGAAGUUCAGAUAGAUGGAAUCAAGUAUGGAAUUGGAACAGGAUCAAACAAGAAAGUAGCAAAACAGGUUGCUGCUGAGGCAACACUAGAAGUGUUGAUGCCUGGAGUUUUCAACAAAGUGCGUGAUUACCAGAUAUCAAAAGCUGAACUAGAGGUAGGAAAAAAUCAUCAGUAAGAAUCAUCAGUAAAAAAAUCUUUUCAGGUAGUUUUCUUAUCGUUUUAUGAUAAUUUGAUUUUUCCUACUUUGAUUGACUAUCUUAAGUAACUGGUGUCUCAAUUCGUUAAAUUCAAUAAUGUUUGAAUCUUUAUUUACCAUUUCUAUUUAUACCCACUGUAAUAAUAUCAAGUGAAGGCCUCACAAAACUGGGCAAUGAAAAAAUCACUACUCAAUGUAUUAGCCAUUUUAGAUUUUUUUUGUAAGGCACACAAGAAACCUCAAAUGAUAUUAGAGAGUUUUAGCUUCAUGUAUACUUCAAACGGCAAAUAAGAAUUUUUAUCACAUGACUAAGUUUUCCCGUUAAUUUUAGAACUUUACUGUUCAUUAUUUCUACACAUAAAUUAAUAGUUUCAUGCAUGUCUUAUCCAUAAGAAUAAUUGUUUUGAACUGUUUUUAUUUGCCCAUUUUCUAUCUUGAGAAAUUCUCAACUUGAAUCAGAUGUUUACCAUUUGCUGUAUACGUGAAGCUAAAACUCUCUAAUGUUAGCUCAAGGCAUCUUUCUUGGUUGCCUCUAUAUCAUCUACCGGUCUGGUGCAUGAUGGUUGAAUUAAAACCCUUCUAUGAUAUUUAUGCAAGUUAUAUAUUAUUACGUAUUAAUCCCUUAAGUUGAUGUACAUGUAUUUGUUUGCUUGUACACUGUGCAGUUUUUUGACAAAAUAGACAUCGGUGAUCCCCGGAUCCCGGAGUUCUGUUCAAAGACAACACUUCCUAGGCCAUCACAAAUCCUUGACGAAUGUUUAAAGAGGUGAGGGCCUUUUGAAUAUAUUGAUGUGUAUCCUUUAUUUUAAUAUGAAGAAAUUACAAUCAACUUUCUCUUAACAGAUGCCUCUAUUUGACAUACAUCCCCCUUAUAAGAACACUUAGAGUCGGUUACUUGAACGAUGUCUAACUUACAGCUGUAGCUCAUAUGGCUUAAGAAAUCUUUGGACCUCCUGAUUUCUUCCUUAGUUAGUGAUUUAAUGAAGAUAAGUGCCUUUCUAGUCUAUGCAAUAUGCUUUCAUGAAGCUGUUCUUUAGAUGUAUGUGUUGGGAAAGAUCAAAAUGUACAAUUAGGUCAUUUUGUUAACACUGUCUAAACUCCGUUUAAAUGACCAGUCCUUUACACUUUUUGGGCAGACACAUAGUUGGCUGUAUAUGCAUCGUCAAGAUUUUUUGUUUGUCCUCAUUCUUGUGUAGAGUCUUUUCAAAAACCCCUUUAUUGAAUAUAAUACAUAAGGAAUGUUAACAUGAUAAAAUAUUGCAAAGGACAUUUACAACCAGACAGCUUCUUACGAAAAAAUAGUAAUGAUAUUGUGCCUCUAACUGUUGACUGCUUGGCUGGCUGUCACAGAUUUUGACAAUCUGCUUGUCUCCCUGCCUACUUGCCUAUCUGUCUGUCUUUCUGCCUCUCUCUUUGUCUGUCUGUCUGCCUGUCUGUUUAUCUGUCUGCCUGCCUGCCUGUCUAUCCAUGUGUCUCUCGUCUGUCCAUCCAUCCAUCUGCCCGCCUGCCUGCCCAUCUGUCUGUCAGCCCACUUGCCUGCCUGUCUUUCCAUGUGUUGGUCUGUCUGUCGUCCAUCCAUCCAUCUGCCCUCCUGGCUGCGUGUUUUUCCGUCCAUCCACCUGUCUGUCGGUCCGUCCGUCUGUCUGUCGGUUCAUCUCUUCCUCUGCAGUCAACUGUUUAACUAUAGUCUGGAACACAACUUAGCCAUCAACAGGUUCCCUGAAUUUGCUCUCUUUUAAUUGCAGAAACCAAGGUGUAUGUCCCUCUUCUAUCAACUUCACAACCGUCUGUGCGCCAGACAGAAGUCUCUCGUAUAAAAUAACCUGUGGCAAACACGAAGCAAUGGUAUAAAACUCUUUCUCUAAUAGGCCAUAUAAUAAUAACUAAUAAUAAUAACUUUAUUUCUAUAGCACUCUUAUCCUAUGUUCAAGGCGCUUUACAGUCAAAGUCAAAGUCUUGACAGUCAUAUCCCCUCUGUCAGUUUUUAGGAUGGAGGAGUGUCAUGUAAGGCUUUUCUGAGAGGAAUGCAUGCACUAGGAAUUUGACAUACCAAACACUCACAAAAAGAAAAUCUGUGCAAAACAGUCUUAGUCUUUUUUUUUAACAAAAGUGCAACCCAGAGGCUUCCAUCAUGAAAGCAAUUGACAAACUAAGGGAGGAGGCGCAGGCAAGGGGGAGGGGUCUGGAGAAAAAUUUUUCCUCUCCUCUCCCCUUCUCCUCCUCUUUUUUGACCCAUCAACCUCUCCCCUUGGAAUUUUUUUUUACUUGCGCCAAUACUCUGACUCUGUCAGUUUCAGCUUCCAAAUUGUUCGCACCACAAAAUACAGGUGCUUUGCAGGCUAAAAAAGUCCAAGGUUUUCAUUUUAUUUUUUGUCUUAUUUCUUAAUGUGUUAGCUGAGUUGUUGACAUAAUUAUCUUUUCAGGGUCCUUGUAAAAACAAGCGACUUGGAAAGCAGUUGGCUGCACAACAAAUUUUAAAGGUACACCGUUGUUUUCUUUGACAUUCCACUCUCCUUUUAUGUGGAGUAGUUGUAGAUAGAAUCUCUUUGCAGAUUAUACCAGUAUUCAUCUUAGGGUGCUUUCCAUUUGUCAGAACUGACCGGUCAGACUGUUUCCGUCGCGAUUAUAAUUUUACUUUAAAUCAAAACUUUCCAGCGGCAUUGGUCAAAUGCUAAAUUUUAUGCACAAAGGAGAUAGUUUUUCAUCUAAACCUUCUGGGAAAAACCUAUUUCUUUAUCAAACUGACUGGUCGGGCAAUGGUCAAGCCGGCCAGUUCUGACAAAUGGAAAGCGCCUUUAGUUUUGAUUCAGAGUUUUCUUUGUUUCCUAACCCCAUUUAUUCAUAGGGAAAUCCUGAUUUAACCUGAGAACAAAUUUUACCUGCAAAAGAUACACAUCUAACUUUUAUAAGUUGACCUGACCAUUUUAUAAGCGCUUUCGUUCCUGACCCUUUCAUAAGAUGGAUCAUUCUCAAAAACAGACACCUAGACAGGGGGUUCAUUAAGGUUUUGAACAGGAGGGCAACUGAGUUUGACACCCGGGCAAAGAAUUGGCAAGGCCCGGAGGGCCUUGCCCUCUAGGGGGGUCUGGGGGGAUGCUCCCCCGGAAAAUUUUGAAAUUCUAUAGUCGUAAGGAUGUGUUUUCCUGCAUUUUGAAGCUGCAGACAAUGACUUUCAACAACCAAAAAAAGAUAACUUUUCUAGACAAUUUAAUCAUGAUUUGAUACCAAUACCCACCACACAAAUUGGACUUUUUGGUUCUCUUUUAAUAGCUCUGCUCAUAAUAAUCUUUACUUAAACUCACCGUCAGCAUCUGAGCCGUAAUCAACUUAUCUUUAAAAUUUCAAUGACUAGACGGGAGGAGCACUGUUUUAACGUGAACGCACCGAAAAUUAAUUCAUUGGCGUAAACCAUAAGACGAACAAAAAUCACGCUUCCCUUCGUUGAACAUGAUGAUUAAGCCAUUCAAUAUAUACAGGCAAGUAAAAGGUUAAAUCACAAAGAAGUCUACUCAUCUCUUGGUCUUUUCUCUACUGGAGGCUCUUUGGUUGAAGCCGAAAAAUAAUACGCUAUCGAACGCGUUCUUUUCUGGGCCGCCAUGCUGACAUGCUCGCAACACUGCUACAUUUCAGGUGGUCGUUUAUGAAGCACAGUUCUUUUCGCAAUGUAUUAUGGGGCGAUUCUUGUUUUUAACACACAAAGAACGAGGGGAUUUCAUGCCGCGUGUAAUAAAGUGGAAAUUACACCGCAAAGUAUGUUUUACACUCGAUAAGACUCAUCAAGAAAUGGGCACGAUUGUAACUUAAAACUGUUUUUGAUCGUUCCCUGUAUUAAAAAGAAGUUCUUUGAGAUGUAAAGCAGCCGGGCAAAGUCGUGUUCACAGCCGGUCAAUUAGCCCGGUGUCCGGCCCUUAAUGAACCCCCUGCCUAGAGUUAAUCCUUACAAAACCUCAUUACUCUCCACGACAGACUCAUACAGUACCAGUGCCAACAGCUUCUGUCUUAAGGUGAUGUUACACAGGACGAUUUGCAACGACGAUUUUUAGUGUAACACAGAGUUGACAUGCUGGAACAAUGUUGUGACCAUUCGAAACAAUGUCGCAACAAUAUUGCAACACUGUGUUACUCUACAAAUCAUUGGUUCGAAUUGUCGCGUGUAAUGUCACCUUUGGAGAGGGUUGGCUGUGUAUACUUUAUGGUGCCACGUUCAACUUUGCGGUCUCUUCUUUACAACCAUCAUCAUCAUCAUUAUCAUCAUUAUCAUCAUCAUCUUUUUACCUUUUAUUUACUAAAAUUAUUGAUGUUUGGUAUUCUUUUGUAGAAGCUUCAUCCACACCUGGAAAAGUGGGGUGCCUUGAUCCGCAUCUAUUGUGACCGACCUACUGGCGCAAUAAAAAAGGUACAUACUGAUUUUUUUUGGGGGGAAAAGGCCUUCUCCCCGUCACCUCCUCUUCUUCUCAUCCCCUGGAGCAAAGGGGCCCUGGGGACGAAAAGGAGAGAAACUUAGGGAUUGAGUUUGGGUAUUUUUUUUUCUGUUGCUUGACUAAGGGCCUGUUCACGUGAAGUUGGGGGAACCCUGAUGAAUGAGGUAACCCGCUUAGGUGGGGCAACCUGCCUGUCCAUAUAAUCUCUCAUUUUAAUUUGAUCACGUUUACAUGAUAGGUUAUAUGGACAGGCGUUUUACUCCACCUGAGUGGGUUACCUCACUUACCUGGGUCCCCUACCUCCAUGUAAACAGGCCCUUAGUGUCACAGAUUUUGAGGUGCAGUAGAUGUGCUUCAAUUUUUCUUCUUCAUUUUUUAGUACAAGAAAGAUGAUGGUGAAUAUAUCAACGAAAAGGAACUGCGUAGAGGCAGUGCUCAACAGAAUCCUAAUUUGCUGGAAUGCCUUAAAGAGGAAAUGAGAAAACUCAAUACAGAGGUUUGUAUGUUUGUUAUGACUUAUCGCUUCUCGUAAAAGAACAAACAGUUUAUGCACACAACUGAACUUCAUCAAAAUAACACAGGAAUCUCACAUCACACCAGAAAUCAUUGUGAAAAUACUUUCAAUUCACAAUAGUAGAGUUAUAUUAUCCCAUUGAUAAACGGAAUACACGAACAAAAAAAGGUGAGGGUGGGAAAUUAAAGAAAACCCAGGAGUGGUAACACUGUAAACUUUCAAUUUCCGAUGAAACUAGUUGCUCACUCAUCCAGUCUGUUGUCUGUAAGUGUUUAUCACAAGCACAACGCAACGUGAAACAACGAAGCGAAAGGGCGCGGAAAGGGCUGAAUGCGACUUCCGAUACUGAAUUUGCUGCUCUGCCAUUGGUCAAGUCGGUUUCUAGAUCUGCGCGCGCAGUCGUCAGUGUGGUGACUUUAUCUUUGCUAAAUCUACCGGCAUGAUAUGGCAAAUGAUGCCAUGACUGACCUAGCCUGCGUAGCAGGCGCUAGGAAAUAAAUGGGCGCAAGAAAGAACGGGCGCGCGGUUCUCGCGCGCGCGCGUUUUUUCUUGCGCCCAUUUAUUUCCUAGGUCCUGCUACGCAGGCUAUAACUGACCACUUUCUCCUUAUAUUGUUUCUCUUUUUUCUUUUGUCUUGCAGAAAAAGAAUGGGCAAACAGAUGCCAGAUAUAACUCUUCAGCGCCUGUUUUUACCGUGGAUAUUUAAAAUUUAGAGGAGAAUUUUAUUCGUUGUAUAAUUUGAUGCCAAUGAAAUCAAUUUUAUUUCUCUGGCAAAGCUAAAACAUACGUAAAAUUAUUUUUUGUGGUAAAACAUUUUUAAAUUUUAAACAGGUCAAAAUAACAUACUAUUUUAUUUAUAUUUCAGCUAAGAACCCCAAAUACAAUAAAAAUUCAACGCUUCAAAAGCGUUUUUAAAAGCAUAAGAAAUAGAGACCUUCGUGUCCUUAAUAACUGGACUUUUCGAUACUAGCCUGUUGCAGACGUUGAGUACAGAUAGUGGGGGCGGCUUGAAGAAAAGUGAGCGGGCAAACACAACAAGGGAUCAACCUCGCCCUGGGGACGAGG